CAUCGGAGUGUGCGUUUCGUCGGCUGCACCAGUAUUGUCAGCGGGGAUGGGUCUGGCGCUCGCGGUCGGGCUCGUGCCACUGGGCGGACUCCUGCAGCUCUACUGCGCGCAGCGACACCUCGCCGUGGCCCCCGUCGCCAUGUACCGAGGCGUGCAACCGCGGCCCGUGCCCUGUCCGAUUGGCAUGUUUCGCCAGCCCGGCAACGGCGUCUCGCUCACCGAGUGCCAGUUGUGUCCGCGGGGCGUCUACGGCAAGCGGCCGGGGCUCGAGUCGAGCGCGUGCAGUGGGCCGUGCCCCAAAGGAACCUACCAAGACAGACUGGGCGCCACAUCGAUGGACGACUGCACACCGUGUCCCAAGGGCACGUACGGGGCGACCCCCGGCUUGACGUCGCGGGCGUGCACGGCGCCGUGCCCGUACGGUACGUACAGCAUGGUCGAGGGUCUCACCGCCGCGUCGAGCUGCACGCCGUGUGACCCUGACUACCGUGGCCCCAACGGCCACCGCGGCAACAAUGUCAACGCUGCCAACGCCGGCGGCUACGUCUGCGACCGGUACUACACCGACGUCACCCGCAAAAAGAUCGCGACCGGCAAAGACGCGGCGCGCAAGACGCAACGGCGCGCGCAGUACGACUGAAAUCAACAAGUUCGUUCGUGGUCUUAUGGCUUGUACAAGCGGUUUUGAACACUUGGG
Saprolegnia parasitica CBS 223.65 is the source of this 697-nucleotide messenger RNA. RefSeq lists its product as hypothetical. The transcript is spliced from 4 exons. NCBI's taxonomy places the organism in Eukaryota, Oomycota, Saprolegniomycetes, Saprolegniales, Saprolegniaceae. The record is from RefSeq and is a predicted model, not a curated record. Bases 47 to 640 code for a protein of 197 amino acids.